Sabethes cyaneus is the source of this 4414-nucleotide messenger RNA. RefSeq names its product epsin-1 (gene lqf). Gene Ontology annotation, molecular function: clathrin binding; phospholipid binding. Gene Ontology annotation, cellular component: endosome; plasma membrane; clathrin vesicle coat. Gene Ontology annotation, biological process: endocytosis. The transcript is spliced from 12 exons. NCBI's taxonomy places the organism in Eukaryota, Metazoa, Arthropoda, Insecta, Diptera, Culicidae. The record is from RefSeq and is a predicted model, not a curated record. Bases 1019 to 2887 code for a protein of 622 amino acids.
AUAUUCAAACCCUAAAAAAAAGGCUACUAUAACUUGGCCGCCCUGGUUGCAUUGUGGCAGUGUGUGCGUGGGCAGAGUGGGCAGUCGCGAUUAUUUUUGUGUUGUGUUUACGUACCGUAAUCAGAAACGUCAAAAGAAGCAAAAGAAGGGAUACCGCUAGGUCUGUGUGCGUGCGCACACGUAGUUAUUCAAUGAAAGAACCGUUUUCCGCCGUCGUCGGCUCCGGCGGUACGCGUUGUAAAUAGUUCGUAUGAGUACAGGAGUGAGUAAUAGUCGUGUGAGGACAACGGCGUAAAAAAUCUCCAAUAGAAACACAGCUCGCGGAUCACUGUAUUGGGAAACAAAUUGAGGAAGUGACAGUCUCGUAGAGUAUUAAUUUUCCUUGAUUCAUUCAUGAUCAUGAAAAAGCUGUGAUGUGUUAUAUUAAUGUGUAAAUAUAUUAUUUAAACAGAAUGGAAAUUGUGCAGUAUAUCACUGUGAAGUUCUGCAUUUGUCGAUUGUAACAUACAGCUAGGAGUCUGCAACUUUCAACAAUAGUGCGUCAUUAGCAAUCACUAGUGCUAAAUGUGUGAAAUACUUGUGUUCCUUUGCUGAAAAGUCAGCUCUGGCUUUUACCAAAAAGUGGAUAAUUCAUAUGUUAGUCAUUUAUAGAUAAAAUAAUUUGGAUUGUGCUGAACGCCAAGUUUACAGUUUAUUUUUGGUUUUUGUAGAUCCUAAAAAUCGUUGUCUGCCUUAUCACAUUAAUGUGGAAGCUUGACUAAAGUCGUGCAUUGCUGCGUUUGCUAAAUCAUUAAUCAACCAACUAAUCAAGGAGCGCAGAAUACAGAGUAACACUUUUAGAAAUCUGACUCAAAACUCAAAUUCUAACAGUGUCAACAUUCGAACCUGCACAUAGUAUCCCACCUACUCCAUCUGCCACCCCUCCAGAAUCAGCAGUGAUUUUCUUUGCGCGUACAACUACUACCCGCUAUCACCAUCAUUCUUCGAGUAAAAAAAUAGCAGCAAUCAUUGAGUCACGAUGAAGCGAAACGAUACGCAAAUGAACGUGGCUGGUAUACGUAGGAACAUCAAAAAUAUUGCACAUAAUUAUUCAGAUGCCCAGAUCAAAGUCCGUGAAGCUACCUCCAAUGAUCCAUGGGGUCCAUCGUCCACAAUUAUGGCCGAAAUCGCCGACCUGACCUACAAUGUCGUAGCAUUCUCCGAAAUAAUGCAAAUGAUCUGGAAGCGCACUAACGAUCAUGGAAAAAAUUGGCGUCACGUCUACAAGGCACUACUUUUAUUGGAAUAUCUAAUUAAAACGGGAACGGAGAAGGUGGCACAACAGUGCAAGGAGAAUAUUUACGCUAUCCAAACAUUAAAAGACUUUCAGUAUAUGGAGGAAGGCAAAGAUCAAGGAAUGCACGUUCGAGAGAAGGCUAAACAGUUGGUGCAGUUGCUGAAGGAUGAUGAACGGUUGAAGAACGAACGAGCGAGAGCACUGAAAGCGAAGGAACGUUUCGCUCGAACGGCCAGUGGAUUCGGCUCAGACGGGUCUAUUGAUGGACCUACGCAGAAGGAUUCACGGCCUCCAAACUGGGGAGAAGGUGAGCCAACAGGAAAACCUGUUUCAGAGAUAGAAUUUGUUAGACCACAGACUGUAGGUGAAGAAGAAUUGCAGUUACAAUUGGCGAUGGCAAUGUCUCGGGAAGAGGCCGAACAGGAAGAGCAGAAGCGGAGAAGUGACGAUGUGCGAUUGCAGCUUGCCCUUAGCCAAAGUGAACAAGACUUCAAGAAAGAGCAUAUACCGAAACCAGCCGAUAGUGCUCUGGUUGAUCUGCUAGACAUUUCGUUUGGAGCUACUAGUAUUUCAAAUCCUUCGCAGCAACCUGGACCAUCGACAAGCAGUGAUCCGUGGGGUCUACCGGUAGCUGGCGGAUCGAGACCACAGAUAUCUGAUCCCUGGUCACGAACGUCUUCGCCGCCUGUAGUCGAUCCAUGGCUGAAUAGUGCUUCAGCUUUACCUCCGCCUUCAGUGAAAGUUCCAGUAAUGGUGGGUGCUGUUGGUGGCCAACUAGAUGCAUGGGCACCGGUGCGAACACAAUCACCGUCGGUAACAUCUGGUUCUUCUGUGGAAGGAUGGCUUAAUAAUGGGGCAAAACCGCCAACAGCUGCACCCCUGGCAAACAAUGGUAAUAUAGACCCGUGGCAAAACAAAACAGCCCUCCCUAGUGCGCCUUUAACGGAUGCAUGGCAACCAAAACGAACCACACCAGUGCCUACGGCUGAUCCCUGGCAGCCAAAUGCGAAUCCUGUCAAGCAUGACCCUUGGGCGCCUGUCACCGGCAGUGCCGAUGGAGCUUUCGCCUUUCCUGCAAAUCGACCAUCACCAGUAGGAGCAAUUACCUCGCCAGCCUCAGAUCUGGAUGAAUUCGAUAUCAUUACAAAAAGAAGCAGCACCAGCAAUGCUGUUAAUAACAACUUGAACAACAAUGGUUCGUUGCUGGAUGAUUUGGAUCCGCUAUCUUCAAGCAACACAUCCAGUUCAGCCAGUAAUUCCACCUCAGCCCCAACGACAACGAAGAAAACGCCAGCAUCGUUCCUGGGAGAAAAUUCCGCACUGGUAAAUCUGGACAACCUGAUUAAACCCGUAUCGACGACCACAACUGGCCCGAGUGGUGCUCCGGCUUACAAUCCUUUCGGAGAGGCAGCGCCACCGCAAAAGAAUUUGUUCCAACAAAAUCAACCACAGGUUCCGUCCAUUAAUCAGUUGAAACAGUCGCCCUUCCCCGUGACGCUGAAUCAGGAUCCCUGGGCACCCGUUAAUCCAGCAGCAGCGACACAGAACAAUAUUAACAACAACAAUGCUCCUUGGAUGAAUCCUCAAUCGUCGAAUCCAUUCUUGUCGUAAAAUCAACCAACUAAACUAGAAUGAAAAAAAAACAGCUGACAGCAAACCGGUCGCAAUAUGGCAAAACAAAGCAGCGGAUAACACUAACCUUUCUUGUCACAAGCAACUACAAUUGUAUUCAAGUCGAUUAAGCAUAGAAUUUCUCCAGUAAACCGGUUCCUUCUCCGACUUAAUACGAAGUAUUUAGUUAGCCGAAAUGAAUUCAAUUGUUCACAUAUAUGAAACCAAAUAAACAAUGAAACGCAAAGUUUUAGGAAACUUAGGCUGGCGUCAUUGAAAUUCUGCAAUCCUAUUUUUUUAAUACACAAAUAGUACCCAUAGCAUCGCUAUUCAAAGUUAGAACAAGAAUGGAAGAAAAUCAAAAAUGCCUUAUUAAGUAUCUAAAGAUAAACUACUACAACUCGAUGCACGCCAUGUGGAUCGGAUUCUUAGAGUCGUCACCAUCGAACUCUGACAGUACCACGAGAAACGUUUCUAUAUUAUUACACACAUAACAAAAACAACAGAAGAGCUAAAAAGGUACACCCCGAGACAUUAAGCGUUGACUAAGAUAGAACAUCACUAGCGAUGAUAGGUUUUUUUUGUACUGAACGUUUUUGCAGGAGAAUCAUCAGCAGCAAAACAAAGCUAGUAGGAUAAUACAUCUUUCGUGAAUGUGAUAAUGGUUACCACACAUUACUUUACAAGAAGAAAAAAAUCGCUCGUACAUUGCUAAAACUGCUCGACGUCGCGUACGAUUGGACGAUGUUCUUAACAGUGCAUGCUGAACUCGUCGAUCGAGACGCAAUUGCAACAGUUUGGUGCAACGUGAGUUUAUCGGCAAAACUCCAUGCGGAGAUUUUAUGUGAUGGUUUCAGACAAAUUGCGAUUUGUUAGAUGUGUAUAUCGUGAUCGGAGAAAUCCUGUUGGACAACGAAAGAAGAAAAUCUCUAAUUGUAUUGCUGCCGUUCUAAGGACAACUAACAGCUUCGCCUCAGUAUCCGAUUGUUGAAAUAGAAUUUCAUUUCUAAGCAUCCAGAACGUUCAUGUUCAUUUGGGCGCGAUUGUAUAUCCUAAAUCAAUUCUGGUAUAAUAGUAUUUGGGUCCCCCUUAUACAAUGUAAAAGUAAAUCAGACCAUAUUUUCGAUCCUUUAUUCGAAACUUGCUGUUUUUGCUAGUAUUUAUUUAAACCCGUAACGAUUAUCCUUAUUAUAAGUAAAGCAUUAUCUGAAUGAAAAAAAUGGUAAUAUAUUAUAAUUUUGUUAAAACUUUGUUUUAAAUUAUAUAGUUUUCCAGCAAAUUUUGAUAUGCAAAACAAAAUAAAUAGACAAAAGCUGAGUAAAGAUGUUUAUGCUUUAAUCGGUGAGGUUUACAUAUAGAUGUGGAAGCAAAAAAAAAACUAUUUUUACAAAUGUUAAAUUGAAACGAAACCGAUUGAUUCUAGGAGACAUCAGCUUCAGUUUCGAUUGAAAACGGAUCAAUGGCGAAAUUGAUGAUUAUAUAAAAUGGAAGAAUGAAAUUAUAUAUUUUUUAAAUAAACAGAAUUGA